This is a messenger RNA of Acaulospora morrowiae, 1470 nucleotides long. Lineage: Eukaryota; Fungi; Glomeromycota; Glomeromycetes; Diversisporales; Acaulosporaceae. The record is from the annotation of a GenBank genome assembly.
AUGGCUGCCUUUCUACCACACCCUUGCCUACAAAACGUCUUUAAUCAUUUAUCUCAGGACUCGAAAACCUUAUAUUCGUGUGCUCUUGUCAACACUCACUGGUGUAUAUCUACAAUUCCGGAAUUAUGGCGAGAUCCAUUCAAAUCUUGUAUCAAACUACGUGAACCAUUUCGACUCACACCUCUAGUAAACACCUAUGUCUCGUUUCUUUCUCCGGAGAUACUCAAGAGCCUCAGGAUUUCUCCAAAAAUUAAACAACCAACCUUUUUUAAUUAUCCAGUUUACCUACGUAACAUCAACCUGAAUUCAAUUCACGGAGGCGUUGAACAUUGGUGUGACUCGAUUAGCAGUCGGGAUACUGAACAAGUCCUAGUCGAAUUGGAGAAAAUUACACAGUUGUGCAAAGCCCUGUGUGAAUAUUUUCUUUACCAUGCUUCGAGGAUUGAUCAUUUCGACAUAGAAUAUGCGGAUUGGUUUAACAUCUUUGAUCUUGAAAAACCGAUUAAAUCUUUAUCACAGAUCAAGAGUUUCGGAUUUAAUAACGAGUAUUUUCCUAAUCAGUUUAAAACUCUUACUUCCAUUACUAACAGUAUUCAGGACUUGAGUAUAAGUCUAAAAGACUUUAGAAUCAAAUACAAGAUCAUCGAAGAUAUAAUUACCCUUAUUAAAGCUCAGAAUCGCUUAUCAAAUAUUAAGAUUUGUAUUCCCUUCACCAAUCUAUCUCAAAGUCUUUGGGAUAACUUGGUCUCAUCACGGCACGUCAACUCCAUACAAUCUAUUGAAUUCAGUGAGAUUGUUUUUGACCCGGACAAUACAUCUUUGCUCUUAGAACUAUCCAAAUUUCGAAAUUUACGUCACUUGAGGAUUUACAAAUGCAGGAAUUUCGAUGGCGAUGUGCAAAAGGUUACUGAUCCUUCAGCAUUCAGUAAUCUUCGCAAGAUCUUCGUGUAUAAAAUAGGCGUAAAACCGGAAGUCUUACAUUUGUUGCUAGAAAAAUCCGGAAAUAAUCUUACCGAGAUCGAGUUACAAGAUCAUAUCAUUGAUGGAUUCGAUGAUAUAGCAAAUUGGUGUGGAGCUUAUUGUAAGAAUCUUAGAAAAUUCGUGGCAUCGAUUCAAAAGCAUCAAAUUGACAGUAUCAUUAAGCUUUUAAGAGGGUGCAGGAAUCUUGAAUAUUUCCAUAUUUAUGACGGGAAACUUAUAUUUGAAAACGAAGAUGAUCCUUGGCCGGCAUAUUCUCCACCCGAGUUGGAGUUAUUCCAAGCAAGCGGCUUCUUGGAGGAAUUUGGAAAAAAUGUACCGAAGACACUUAGAGUUAUUAAAAUUUGGAUGAAUUGGUUGAUUACCCUGGAAGGCUUUGAGAGAUUUGUUGGAAACUGCGUGAGCAAUGCUUUAAAGCUGAAGGUGAUGGAGUUCAGACACUGCGUUGGGUUCAGAAAUUCUCACAAGGACGUUAUCAAAAAAUAUUUGUGA